Brassica oleracea var. oleracea is the source of this 4076-nucleotide messenger RNA. Its product is annotated as formin-like protein 20. The coding region runs from base 271 to 3600 and encodes 1109 amino acids. The record is from RefSeq and is a predicted model, not a curated record. Lineage: Eukaryota; Viridiplantae; Streptophyta; Magnoliopsida; Brassicales; Brassicaceae. The transcript has 17 exons.
CAAAUAUUUGAUCAAGAAAAAAAACUGCUGGAAGAUUUCUAGCUUGAUUCAUCCUCUUUCUCCGCCAUCUUCCCCUUUUUAUUUCACCUGAAGUUCUUAGGAUUCAUCAUCUAACUGUCACUUCCCUCUUGAAUAGCUUCCAAGGUUCUUGGUUUCCAGAGGAGUUUCAGUAUUGUACAUAUAGAUCAUUAUAUUCUUUUAGGAAAACAAGUAUCAGACGAGAAUAAUCUGCUUGUUGCUUGACUAAAUCGACAGUUUGGAUCCCAUCGAAUGGCGAUGUUCCGUCGCUUAUUCUACAAAAAGCCACCCGAUCACCUUCUCGAGAUCUCGGAGCGUGUUUAUGUUUUUGACUGUUGUUUCUCGAGCGAUGUCAUGGGAGAGGAUGAGUACAAACUGUACUUGGGCGGCAUCGUGGCGCAGCUACAGAAACAUUUCCCAAACGCCUCUUUCAUGGUGUUUAACUUUAAAGAAGGAGAACAGCCUAGUCAAAUAUCAGAUGUCUUGUCUCCGUACAACAUGACGGUUAUGGAAUAUCCUCUGCAGUACGAGAGUUGCCCUCUUUUACCUCUCGAAAUGAUCCAUCACUUUUUGAGAUCGAGCGAGAGCUGGUUAUCUUUGGAAGAUCAACAGAAUUUUCUGUUGAUGCAUUGCGAAAGAGGUGGUUGGCCUAUUCUUGCGUUUAUGUUAGCAGGGCUACUACUAUACAGAAAGCAGUAUCAGGGGGAGAUGAAGACUCUCGAGAUGGUACACAGACAGGCUCCCAAGGAGCUUCUUAAGAUAUUGUCUCCUCUAAACCCUCAGCCUUCUCAACUCAGAUAUCUUCAGUACAUUUCUAGAGUUGAUUGGCCUCCUUCAGACACGCCUCUUCUUUUGGAUUACUUGAUUCUUAGAGAUUUUCCAUGUUUUGAGGGAAGUAAAGGUUGCAUACCAAUAUUACGGGUUUAUGGUCAGGACCCUAAAGCUAGAGCCGACAAGAGUUCAGUAGUUCUCUUUUCCACACCAAAGACAGAUACACACACUCGCCUCUACCAACAGGAAGAGUGUACCCUAGUGAAAUUAGAUAUCCAGUGGCAUGUUCAAGGGGAUAUUGUUCUGGAAUUAAUAAACUUGCAUGAUGAUUUGGUGCGUGAGGAGAUGGUCUUUAGAAUCAUGUUCAACACAGCAUUUGUACGUGGUAAUGUUCUAAAGGUCCAAAGCGAUGAGAUGGAUAUACUUUGGGAUGCCAAGGACCAGUUCCCAGGGGAAUUUAAGGCAGAGGUACUUUUUUCUGGUGUUGAUGCUGUGGUGCCUACUAUCGCAACAGCUCCAAUGUCAGAAGAUGAGAAGGAAGAUAUCACUUCACCUGAAAAAUUUUACGAGGUGGGGGAGACUUUUAGCCAUGUGAUUGAUGACCAUAAGAUUGACUCAGAUAGUUUUGGGGUUGUUGAUACUGCUUCAGAAGUUUCUGAGGGUAAAGAGGUGUGGAAGGGGGACGUGGAACCCAAUGCGUUUCUAGAUUGUGCAUCUGAUGAUUCAAAUCAUAAACAUGAUGUGCAUGGGGAGGCUAGCAUAGAUCUAGUCAAAGAUAUCGCUGUUGAUGAUGUACAGUAUAGGUCAGAUGGGAAGGCAGAUACCAAUAUUGACUCAGUGAAGGAAAUAGGAAUAGACGAUGGUGAUGAGCAGCGAGAGAGAAAGACACUGGAAGCAAAGGAAAAUAAUGUAGAAGGCAGUGAUUCCCCGAAUGAUAUAGAGCCUACAACUCAGGAAACAAAUACCAAUAUCAACAACCCCAUUUCAGAAAAAACACAAGACGGAGCAAAUGCAAAACUGGCUGGAGAUUCACUCAAACCAAAGUCUAAGCAGCAAGAAACGCAGGGUCCUAAUGUAAGAAUGGCUAAGCCUGAUGCAGUUUCUCUACCCGCUGCCUCUACACAUCAGGCGCAUCCACCUCCACCUCCAUAUAUGAUUUCUCUAACUAGCGAUGCUACAUCAGUUUUACUCGCCUCGCAAGCAGCUGCAUCACCUCCUCCAACGAGCCAAAAUGACAGCUUCUUUCAAACACCUCAGAUUCCACCAUCUCCUCCGUUUGCGUUUGAGAGACCAAACAGUGGGAUCAUGUUGCCUCCUCCUCCUCCCCCACCUCCGUUUGCAUCUGCCAGGAGAAACAGUGAAACCAUUUUGCCUCCUCCCCCUCCACCUCCACCUCCGACACCAAUGAGUGCUCCACCUCCACCACCUCCUCCGAUGCGUGGAGGAGCCCCACUGCCACCAGCUCCCCCGACGCGUGGAGGAGCCCCUCCUCCGCCUCCUGGGCCAAGACCUCCAGGUGUUGGACCUCCUCCACCCGCUGGAGGGCGUGGUCUUUUACGUCCAGGUGUGGGGCCGUCAAUUCAAAAAAGGUCUUCUCUAAAGCCCUUAUAUUGGGUUAAAUUAGCAAGGGCCUUGCAGGGAAGCUUAUGGUACGAGUUCGAGAGACGGGGAGUAGGGAAAAUUGCACAUGAAUUUGAUGUAUCAGAAAUAGAGACGCUUUUCCCUGCUACAGUGCCAAAACCGGCUGAUAAAUCUGGAGGUCGAAGAAAACCGUUAGAGCCAAAACCUGAAAAAAUUCAACUGAUUGACCUUAGGAGAGCCAAUAACACGGAAAUUAUGCUUGCGAAAGUAAAGAUGCCACUGCCUGAUAUGAUGGCUGCAGUUCUGGCGAUGGAUGAUACUGUAUUAGAUAUUGAUCAGAUAGAGAAUCUUGUAAAGUUUUGUCCAACCAAUGAAGAGAUGGAGCUUCUUAAGAACUACACUGGUGACAAGGAAAUGUUGGGAAAGUGUGAGCAGUACUUCCUAGAGCUAAUGAAGGUGCCGCGAGUUGAAUCCAAGAUGAGAGUUUUUUCCUUCAAGAUUCAGUUCAGCACUCAGAUUACAGAAUUCAAGAAAAGUUUAAAUGUGGUAAUUUCUGCGUGUGUGGAGAUCCGUACUUCAGAAAAGCUAAAAGAAAUUAUACAAAGGAUUCUUUACCUGGGGAACAUAAUGAACCAGGGAACUGCAAGGGGCGCUGCAGUAGCAUUCAAGUUGGACAGUUUGUUAAAAUUAAACGAUACACGUGCUGUUAACAGCAAUACCACUCUCAUGCAUUAUCUCUGCAAGGUCAUUGCUACUAAGGCGUCAGAUCUACUGGACUUCCAUAAGGAUCUUGAAAGUCUUGAAUCAGCUUCAAAGAUACAAUUGAAGUCUCUAGCUGAGGAAAUGCAAGCUAUAUCCAAAGGGUUGGAGAUACUGAAGCAGGAGCUCACUGCAUCCGAAAGUGAUGUUCCUCUUUCUGAAGUUUUCCGUAAAACAUUGAAGGAGUUCAUUUCAUUUGCUGAGGAUGAAGUGGAAACUGUAAAGAGUCUUUACUCUGACGUGGGAAAGAAUGCUGAUUUACUUUCGUGUUAUUUUGGGGAGAAUCCGAAAAACUGUACAUUUGAACAAGUUACUGCAACCCUCUUGAAUUUUAUAAGGUUGUUCAAGAAAGCACACGAAGAGAAUGUCAAGCAAGUGGAGUUGGAGAAGAAAAAAGCAGCAAAGGAAGCGGAAAUGGAGAAGGCGAAAGGAGUCAGUCGCACAAAAAAAAGAGCAGUUGAUGAUAGCUGACACAAAAACAUAAAUCUUUUUUCUCAAAGAGAACCAAUUUGGUUUUGUAUGCCAGUGGGGGCGGUGCAAGUAACCUAUCCGCAGAGUGGCACAGAGCGGUUUAAACAAGCUCAGGUCCUAAUGGGAGCGAGAUUCUCCUGGGUGGGCUAUCGAGGAACCAUUGGAAGAUAAGGAGACAGGUCUUUCCUCCACUCACGUUACAUGACUAACUCCACAUUGAUUAGUUCUAUCUAGCUUGUGAAUAAGAACUAUUUCCUGUUUAUUUAUUUUUUCUUGUCCUGAUUAGAGGAAUGUGUUGAUAGAUUGCAAGUGUUGUAUAGGCUUCAGGUUGAGUUAAAGAGAGAUGUAGAGUCUACUGAGUGUGUAAGUAUGUAUCAUACCAACAAUAUCAAUGUUCUUUUCAUUAUGUAGUGUAGACGAAUAAAACAAAACAUUCGAACUGUUUGUACAUAAGAAAGAAACGCCAUGGUUUUGCA